UCUGUGAUUAGAUAGAUACCUCCCCAAUUUAAUCAAAAUUUCUAGGGUUUCAUCAUAAGAAAUCUCCCAAACCCUAACCGAAAAACAUAUAUCCAGCAAUUACUCACUUUCCCCAUAUUCAAUCCAGUCGCGUCUAGGGUUUCAAUUCAGUUUUCAAUUCAAUUCAAAUCAAUCACAAUGGCGCCUGCUGCCAAACCGAGCAAGCAAGGCACAGACGAUUCGGAGACGCCGUCGAACAAUCUCUGGGUCGGGAACUUAGCGAGUGACGUCACCGACUCUGAGCUCAUGGACCUCUUUGCCCAGUACGGUGCGUUAGAUAGCGUCACCACCUACUCCUCGCGUAGCUACGGCUUCGUGUUCUUCAAGCGUGUGGAGGACUCUGCGGCGGCCAAGGAGUCAUUGCAAGGCGCCCUUCUGCGUGGAAACCCCAUUAAGAUUGAGUUUGCUCGACCGGCAAAACCUUGCAAGAAUCUAUGGGUAGGUGGAAUUAGCCCAUCUGUUUUGAAGGAAGAACUAGAAGAAGAAUUUCUUAAGUUUGGAAAAGUGGAGGACUUCAAGUUCCUUAGAGACCGGAAUACUGCAUUUGUUGAAUAUUUUAGAUUGGAGGAUGCUUCCCAUGCAAUGAGAAACAUGAAUGGGAAGCGAUUGGGUGGUGACCAGAUACGAGUGGAUUUUCUUCGGUCACAACCCUCAAGAAGGGAACAGUGGCCUGACUACAGAGACGGACAGUUUCUGUCCAGAAACACGGGGCCCACUGAUUCUCAAAAAAGACAACAGUAUUCUCAAUCUGCUGGGGGACGAAAAGGUGACAGUCAACCGAGUAACGUUCUGUGGAUUGGCUAUCCUCCUUCUGUUCAGAUUGAUGAACAAAUGCUCCACAAUGCAAUGAUUUUGUUUGGUGAGAUUGAGAGGAUUAAAAGUUUUCCUUCAAGGCACUACUCCUUUGUCGAAUUCAGGAGUGUAGAUGAAGCUCGGCGUGCCAAGGAAGGGUUGCAGGGCAGGCUUUUCAAUGAUCCUCGGAUUACAAUUAUGUUCUCAAGCAGUGGGCUGGCCCCCGGUAAAGAUUACUCUGGCCCUUAUCCUGGAGGCAAAGGACCUAGAGCAGAUAUGUUAUUCAAUGAACAAUCUCUUCGGCCUUUACAGAUGGAUAUGUUCGGUCAUAACCGUCCAGUGAUGUCUAAUAACUAUCCGGGAGCUCUACCACCAAGUGGCAUUCUUGGACCAAAUGUCCCGAUGAGGCCUUUAGGUUCUCAAGGUAGGUUUGACCUUUCAGGCCCAGAACUUAAUGAUUUGGUGUCGAUUCAUAAUUAUCAAGACGGCAAUUCCAAGAACCUGAUGGGUCCAAACUGGAGGCGGCCAUCUCCUCCUGCACCUGGUGUCCUUUCUUCUCCUGCGCCUGUUAUUAGGCCACACACUAGAUCUGCAUCUAAUGCAUGGGAUGUGUUGGAUGUUAACCAAUUUCAAAGGGAAUCAAAACGAUCGAGGAUAGAUAGUCCUUUGUCCAUGGAGGACCCUCUGUAUCCAUUGAGAAAGAUGGAUGAUCAUGGAUUGGGGUUAGAUUCAUCUUAUGGAAUUGGUCCAGUAAUAGAUGGAGGUGCUUCUGGUCCAUCUAUGAAUGGCCAAGGGAUUAGUCCAGCUGGUGCAAGGGUCUCAGUUGGAGGGCCUCCUGAUAAUGAUUAUAUAUGGCGUGGAACUAUUGCCAAGGGUGGAACACCUGUUUGUCAUGCUCGCUGUGUCCCUAUAGGAAAAGGGAUAGGAAAUGAGCUCCCCGAAAUUGUUAAUUGUUCAGCCAGAACUGGACUGGAUAUGCUCACAAAACACUACGCUGAGGCCAUUGGGUUUGACAUCGUUUUCUUCUUGCCAGAUAGUGAAGAUGAUUUUGCUUCCUACACUGAAUUCCUUCGUUAUCUUGGUGCUAAAAAUCGUGCUGGUGUUGCCAAGUUUGAUGAUGGGAUGACCUUAUUUUUGGUACCUCCUUCAGAUUUCUUGAAGAAUGUUUUGAAAGUUGCAGGCCCUGAACGUCUGUAUGGUGUGGUUCUCAAGUUUCCACAACAAGUUCCUAGUACUGUUUCUAUGCACCAACAAAUGCAGCCCAUGCCACCUUCACAGUUCAUAGAUAGACAGCAGAUUCUUUCUUCACAAGCUGAGUAUAGUGCAAUCCCAUCGAAGGAGGAACAUAUUUUGCCAAUGGAUUAUAACAGGGUUUUGCAUGAGGACUCGAAGCUUUCUGCAAAACCACCAUUUCCACCUACUAGUGAGCCCUCUGGAGUGCAGCCCCAAGACUAUGCUUCUAGUAAUAGUGCUGCAGUAUCGCAAGCUGGAGUUACAUUAACUCCUGAACUUAUUGCCACUCUGGCGACUUUACUGCCUGGAAAUGCACAGUCGUCUGGUCCAGAAAGUGCUAAGAUAUCAGUAUCCUCAGCAGCUAGGCCUUCAUUUCCUACAUUUGCAACUAAUAAAGCAUCCUCUCCUGGAUGGAAACAAGAUCAACAAAUUUUUGAUCAUACCGGUAAUGUGUUGCAACAGUUAGGUAGUCAAUUUAAUCCGCAUGACCAAAAUCUUUCGCAGUACCAGCCAUAUCCGCCUGUUCCAAACAGUUCAAACCACUCUAACCCACUGGUCCUCGGUAGCACCCAAUUCCCAGACUCUUCUGUCAGUCUGCCCCUACAUGCUGCAAGUUCAUCCAGACCUUUGAGUAAUUUUACGAUCCCUUCUCAAGGUGGACAAGUUACUGGAUCCUCGCAUCUCAACCAGCAGUAUCUGGCUGAAGCUCCUCUUGGAACUCAGAAAGGCUUUUUAGCACAUGGAACAGAUGCCUCUGGGUUGUACAGUUCACCUGUUUCUCAGCACCACAAUAAUUCUUUGACCUUUUCUGGUCAGACUUAUGGUGCUAAUUCACAGUCGCAGACCUUUGCCCCAUUAGUGUCUGAAAAGGUGAACACAGAAUACCCAAAUCAAAUGCAGCAGCUUCAGUCUGCACUUCUUGGUGCUGGUCAGAGCGCUCCAGAUGGUGAGGCUGACAAAAAUCACCGGUAUCAGUCUACGCUCCAAUUUGCUGCUAACCUCCUCCUCCAAUUACAGCAGCAACAACAGCAGCAGCAGCAAAUGGGUAGUCAAUCUGGGCGAGGAUCGGGAAGUCAACAGUGACAAUUAUUACUCCAUAUAGGAGCACAAUUAUUUGGAGGAAGUAAUAGGAGUUUGGUGUUGGGAAGAUGUGCAGUGGUGAAUAGACAGAUAUUUGAGGAUGUGAGGGGUGAGGAGGUGUGGAGAGGGUUCGUUUUUGGGCUUCUCUUUGGGUAUUGGUGUCGUCAAAGUUUAGGAAGAGUUUUGCAACUAUGGCACGUUGAAAUUGAUUUUGUAGGUUCUCGUUGUCCUAUUGUCUAAAAUAACAGUAUUAAUCUGAAUUAGAACAUUUAGGUAUAUGUUGUAAUCGUAGCAAUGAAAUGCUUUCUUGUAAACUUGAUUGUUUGAUAGCUCAGUAAUUUAUUUUGUGGUGGGUUGUAUGAUCAAAUUUUUGUAUACAGUUGAGGAUGCAUAAUUUGAUAUCAACUUUUUAGUUUUUAUUAUAUUGUGGUUUCUGCAUAAAUUUGGACAGUAUUGUUAACCUAGGACUCAAGUUGUUUCCUUGAUGCAGCUGCAUUGUCAUUGCUAGUUUUAUCUUUUCGAAAACAUGUUUUUAUUAUUUUUUUCUUUCUAAGAAUACGUGUUUCAUGUUUGGUCCAUUGAUUGUGUUUAUUACACUUGUUGAUAUAUGUUGACAUUUUUUUUGUGCUCAAGGUUACUUUGUUUUAUUUAUUUAUUAUCCUUGUCUGCAACUAUUAACUUAUAAUGUGCAUUUGAAACUGCUUAUGUUUUUUUGGCGGUAGUUUGUCUCAUUAGUUUUGUGCUCCUGUUUUUUUAGUGGAUUGUUCUUUAUGUGUGAUGACUUGGUUUUCAGUUAUAGAAAUUAUUAUUGAUUUGAUAAUUUAUGCUGCUAAAGAGAGCACUAUAUUGAAGUGUGUUAUCUUCUUUCUUUUUUCCCCAUCAGUUUUCUUCUACCAUGCAUUACAUGUUUAUUUUAUAUCUAUAGCCUGAACUUGUUAUAGUUUACAUUUUUUUGGCCUUUCGAAGCGAUGGUCUUUGGUGACUAUUAUCUGACUUUAGGGUAAGUCUUUUUCAACCUUAUCGAAUUGUAACUAUGAUUUGUAAUAUGUUAUGUAAGAGUUCUUCGGACAUAAUUUGGUGACAAUUGCAAUGCUUGGUAAAUUAAUAACCUCUAUCGAGUUUCAUCUUCCCCAACUAACAUAACAUCUGUUAAACCCAUAUGCUACUGUGGCAUUCGAGAGAUUUCCUUUGUUUCUUCCAAUAGUUUUUAUUGAGAGUAAAUUGUGAGUAAUGUCAAAAUUUUAUAUGAAUUAAAAUCCUUCUAUUUCCGUCUCUCCCUUUCCUUUUUUUUUUUUGGGUCGAAAAAUGGGAUGAGAUUGUCAAAAUUCAUAACCUAAUGGGCAAAUAAUACCUAAUCAAUUCUAACUUUUAAUGAUGCAUUUUGAUAUCUUAAUGUAAGCCUUCACUUGUAGCACUAGUCUAGAAUAAGGGGAGGGGGAACAAAAUUUAGAGAAGAGUAUAAACCAUGCUGAAUCAUUUUGCACUUUGGGUUUAGAGAUCAAUUCCGAAAACUACUGAGAACCUUUGUAUAAAUAGUUUCCUGAUACUGUCCUUAAUAAUUUCCUAAUAUGUAAUUUAUGUACAAUCUACAAAAGGAGAGCAUUCCAGUAUUCCUGGUAUAGGCAUGGGUAUGGUCAGCUAUCUGCUAUUUAGAUUAUAGUGACCUCCUAAACUAAAGACUCAGUAUAAUUUACGUCAUGAAACGAAAGAACACAAAGGUUAGAAAUUCGGUACCCUCUCUUGUUUUCCCCAUUGCACUUGUGAGGUUGCUACCCAGUGGUUUGAGGGAAAGCGAUUUCAUGAUGAAAGGAAAAAGAAAAUAAGAUGACCGAGUACUUCCGUGUGAGAAAGAAAAACACAUCUUAUCUUCCGUCAAUCUUUUAGAGUUAUCUGAUAAAUUAUGAUGACCAUAUACUGGUAUUUAUAGAAAAUGUAAAUAUAGGCACCUAUGUAAAUACAGAACCUGGAGAAAAAAAUGCAACUAGGGCAAAGGAGCAAUAGUAUAAAUAUAUAAACUAGGGUAAAAUUUCAUUAGCCCCGGCAUGCUUACAUAAUCAGCUCCAUCAGAUUCUGUGUCGCGUCUUGUUUGAUUAAUUAUGUUCAACUAAAAUUACCUGUUGUUGGUCUUAAUUUAUCAUAUCUAUAUAAACAUAUGAAGCAACUGACAGCAUGGUUCUUUAGAAAAAGAGAAAAUGGUAAUAAGAAACAUAUACAAAUAAAAUGUGUUAGAAAUUGGAUGUAUAGUCUUUUGAAGUUACACUGGCGAAUUGUGGCAACUAUGCAAAUCAUUUUGUUUCUUCUUUUUCCCAAUGAAGUUUGUAUUGCACGCCGUGCUUAUUUUGCCUUCUGGUUUGAGUGAAAAUUAUACAUAUGCCAUCCCGAGAAUGUUGAAUAUGAAUCGGUUAGUCUUAAUUGUUGAAUAUCUGACAUGUUGAAGUAAAACUUAGUCUAUCCAAGCAGAAACUUUUCUAAAUUGUGCUUUGUGGGAGUUGAAUUAGUGCUUAGAUUUGCUGGAGACAUUUUUUUUCCCUGUUGAACUGCAAGUGAGGUCAAGGAUUGUUGGAUUUUUGUUGGAGAUGAGAACAUGAUGAUUCUAUAAAAUGAUUAUAUAUAAAUUGGGAACAAACAUAGACAAGCGUGGAAUUUGAUCAAUUCUUUCAUGUGCAAAUUUUGAUGGAUCAUUCUGCCUUAUGCCUUAUGCCUGAUAGGUAAAGUUAUUCAUUUGUGAAGUGCAAUAAAACUGGAUUUUGCAAUUUCAACUACCAGCUGAAGAAACAAAUAGAAAACUGUUCAUUCUGGAUCGAUUUCUGUUUGAAAUUAUCCUUGCACGACUUUUUGAAAACCAUGUUUUUCUAGGCGUUUUUAGGUUCAUAUUUGCCUUCUAAGAAAAAUUCAAGAAUUAAAUUUUCUUUGCGUUUGAUCAGGGGUGUCAUUAUUUAUUUUUAUUUUUUGUUAUAAGUCCGUUGAGAUUAUUGUGCCGUUCAAUUCAUGGAGCCUUUUUAACGUCACCGUUGAUUUGUUCUAUGGCUCCCAAUGCGACCAACAUUUUCAAUUUUGUAGCUUCCUCAAAGUCGCAAAUGCUCUGACUUGUCUUCUGUUGUAUGGAGGCAAGAUAGCCGAAGGCUUCCUUAUGGUACGAGCGAUAUCAUUUUUUCUUUUUCUUUUUUUCUUUUUCGGGUACAAAGUGGCGGCGAAGACCGGAAUUUUAUCCUUAGAUGCGGCAGUGAUUGUCAAUUUUUUAAAAUAGGUGGGAUAAAGGUAUUAGUGAUACAAGUGAUUUUGAGUGAAAGGAAACUCGAACAUAGAACCUUAGGCGCAGAGAUAAUUGCUCUUAAUCAGUUGAACUACAAGUCGUUUUCAUAAUCAACUGUGACGUAAUUAGUUGGGUCACCAUUAAAUGCGCUAAAAGUUGCAAAUGGAGCAAAAUGUUAUACGUUAGAUUACUCAAUUUCAUUUGUUGGGUUGAUUAAUUUGUUAACAAGUGCUUUGAAUUAGGAGUUUAAUAAGAGCGAUAAUUAUUAUAGCAAUAUAAAAUUAAGAUAAAAAGAUGUUUUGUUUUAUUAUUUUCCGUACUUGACCAGCCUUUUAUAU
This is a messenger RNA of Prunus dulcis (almond), 6735 nucleotides long. Its product is annotated as flowering time control protein FPA. Gene Ontology annotation, molecular function: RNA binding. NCBI's taxonomy places the organism in Eukaryota, Viridiplantae, Streptophyta, Magnoliopsida, Rosales, Rosaceae. The transcript is spliced from 6 exons. The record is from RefSeq and is a predicted model, not a curated record. Bases 178 to 3147 code for a protein of 989 amino acids.